This is a messenger RNA of Trichomycterus rosablanca, 7112 nucleotides long. RefSeq names its product apoptosis-associated tyrosine kinase a (gene lmtka). The transcript is spliced from 14 exons. The record is from RefSeq and is a predicted model, not a curated record. Lineage: Eukaryota; Metazoa; Chordata; Actinopteri; Siluriformes; Trichomycteridae. Gene Ontology annotation, biological process: peptidyl-tyrosine autophosphorylation; brain development. The coding region runs from base 371 to 4798 and encodes 1475 amino acids. Gene Ontology annotation, molecular function: ATP binding; protein tyrosine kinase activity.
UAUAGGGGAUUUGUAUGGCAGGACCCGGGCUGGACUCCGGCCAGAGUUUUUGGUGCAGGGUCGAGAGGGACGCACAGGAGAGGAACGCGUCUGGCUGAAGGGGAACGCGUCUGGCUGAAAAAGGAACUGGAACGCUCCUGUCGUGUUCUAAUGAAACGAAUUGAAUAGAAGGACGGACGCUGGAGGAGAAAUGUGCUGGACACACCACCUGCAUCACACCGAUCAAACCUGAUUGGAAAAAGGAUGUCCAGCGUUCAGGUUUAAACGCACUGCUGAUGAUGUGACAGUGCAGCCGUGCCGCACAUUAAAAUGCUGCUUUUAACACCAAAAUUUAAUAUUUGCGCAAUUCUGCAGUAGUAAAACGAGGAGAAUGGCAUCCUUCUUCAUCGUGGUCAUGGUCUCGGUGUUGCUUAACCCCAGUGUUGCCUUCAGCUCACAUUUUGACACAGGUGGAGCUCCACUGAGUGAGCUCUCGUGGCCAUCCUCUCUAGCCGUGGUGGCUGUCUCCUUCUCCGGACUCUUUACCUUUAUCUUCCUCAUGCUGGCCUGCCUGUGCUGCAAAAAAGGUGAUAUCAGCUUCAAGGAGUUUGAAAACAACGAGGGUGAGGAGCACCAGGCCGAUCGGCCAACUCUGGCCUCCACUGGCUCACAAGAUGGUCCAGACGUCUACGUCCUUCCCCUGACCGAGGUUUCCCUUCCUGUGUCCAAACAGCCAUGCAGAUCAAUUCAGCUGCUGAAGUCGGCAGAUCUUGGACGCCACAGUCUGCUUUACUUUAAAGAGCUUGGCCAUGGGUGGUUUGGCAAGGUGUUGCUGGGAGAGGUGAAUGCUGGACUCAGCACUAUUCAAGUGGUCGUAAAAGAGCUAAAAGCGAGUGCCAGCGUACAGGGGCAGAUGCAGUUCCUGGAGGAAGCCCAGCCUUACCGGACUCUGCAGCAUCCCGCUCUCCUGCAGUGUCUGGCCCAGUGCACAGAUGUCACACCCUAUUUGCUGAUCAUGGAGUACUGCCCCCUGGGAGACGUUAAAGGCUACCUGCGUAGUUGCCGGGCAGAGGGCUCGGCCACGCCUGAUCCUUUGACGCUUCAGCGAAUGGCUUGUGAAAUUUCCUCCGGGCUUCAGUAUCUCCACAAACAUAAUUACAUUCACAGUGACCUGGCUCUUAGAAACUGUCUGCUCACCUCUGAGAUGUCAGUCAAAAUUGGUGACUACGGCCUCUCACAUAGCAGGUACAAGGAUGACUACUUUGUCACGGCCGAUCAGAUCUGGGUGCCUCUACGCUGGAUUGCUCCAGAACUUAUUGAUGAGGUUCACGGUAAUCUGCUAAUUGUGGACCAGACCAAGGCCAGCAAUGUCUGGUCACUGGGGGUGACAAUCUGGGAGCUUUUUGAGCUCGGAAACCAGCCGUACAGACACUACAGUGACAGGCAGGUGUUGACCUAUGCUGUGAAGGAGCAGCAGCUGAAGCUGCCCAAGCCUUUGCUGGAAAUACCUUUGUCUGAACGCUGGUAUGAAGUGAUGCAGUUCUGUUGGCUGCAGCCAGAGCAGAGGCCUGUCGUGGAGGAAGUGUGCCUGCUGCUGAACUAUCUGUGCGCUAAAGACACCAGCGAGAAAGAGGAGGAAUUCGAAACCCGCUGGAACUCCCUCAAACCCAGCCUCGACACGAGCAGUUCUAACAGAACCCCAGUCGGAGAGGCACCGUCUUGCAAUUCCUCCUUCCCUCUGCUGGAGCACUUCUCGAUGGCAGACAGUUUUCAGUCUGAAAACGGAGACGAAAUACUGACGGUCACUGAGACCAGGCACGGGCUCAACUUCGAGUACAAGUGGGAACAGGCCAGAAGCGAACAACCCUACUGCUCCGUGUCUCCUUGUGGAAAUUUAGGAAGCAGGAACUCGCCAUACCAGGACAUGUACUAUCCCAUUAGCAGUAGCGCCGGAAGCUGCAAGAGUGAAACUUUGACCCUGGGUGUUUCUCCAUCCUGCUACAAGUUAGAUUACCCCGGAGUAGUCCCAGUCCUGAGUGCGCACAGUCCGUCGGUCAGCAGCGAGUACUAUAUUCGUAUUGAGGAACCUGUAGAUUGCAAUAUCAGUCUGGAGGAGGUCAGUCCAGGACAUGAGGCCAGCAACUUGAGCUUGCCCAUGCGUGACUUCAGAAGUCCUACAAACAGCAGGUCAGGAUCGAAAGACUGUAAAGGCAGCAUCAGUGAUUCAGAUUGCAGCCCAUCUAUUGCCCUCACCCUGAAGCCACAUCAGAGAGAUCUAAGCCUUAUAGAUUCUGUAGAACGAGUAAGUCCAAAUUUCUCCCCCAUAGUUGGUAAUAGAUUGUCCCCCUUGGGAGAUCUGCAGGAAUUCCGUCAUGGGUCUGAAAGCCCCUGCCAUACCGGUAUACAAGAGAGCUCACAUGCCAUAUCAAUCUCACUAAGCAGCCCCAGUCUGGGACAAUGUGACCCCUACGUUGAGGCCAACCAGAGGAUUGCUGAAAAUAGUAUGUCUACUAAGGUCGACUAUGACUUACUGAGCAACAUUCAAAAGAACGUUUCCAGGCCUCACGAUAUAUGUUUUAAUGUUGAAGCUGGUGAUUGUCUUGUUAUGGGUUCUGCAGAUCCAGAGGAUGAUGACCAUCUUUUUACUAAUAGUGAAGCAGUUAACUGGAUGUCAAACCACUCCACAAACAACAACACUUUAAACUUUGAUGCCAGACAAACAAGCAGGGACACUAAAUUUGACAUGCACCACACUGCACCUUUCACACAGGUUGAAUGGCAAAGGCCCAUGACCGGCAGCAAUCUCACUUGCUUACCGUACACAGAUUUAGAGCGUAUAUCAUACAUACAUCUCAGUUCUGAAGGUGAAACUGGGGUCGAACCACAUCUCAAAAGUCAGGUACGGUUAGCAGACAGAAGCACAACCCCUGCACAAGACAUCAAAGUGCGAUCUGAUGGUCCCAAAGCAGGCUAUGGCGAGAAGAUUCCAGACCUCCAAGCUCUUUCAAAGAGUGUCUCAGAGUGCAGCCAGACAAUGGACAGCUGGGUGGAGCCUAGCUGCUCCAGCAUCAGCCUAGUGAACAUCGAUGACUGCAGCGAUGAUGACAUCAUGGACAUUACCUCCGAAGUAUUUGAAGCCUCUCCGGUUGACUAUGCAGAAGUCGCUGACAUUGAUCUUGCUCGCAUACCCUUUCGUACAGAGAUUCCAAGUCGAGACCCUGACGACAUCGCUACAGGUAGCAGCCCUUGUGAAGCCCUUAGUCCAGAUGCUUACCACACAUCUAUCCAGCCAAAAUCGCUAGACAGCGGCUAUGACACAGAAAACAACGAGUCUCCUGAGUUUGUCAUGAGGGACCUGGAAGGGAAGCCAGUUCUCAGCACCAGUGUGGAGUCAGAGUGUGAAAUGGUCCUUCAGAUGGACCUUGAAGAAAGUGUUGAUGAUGUAGUCUUGACCCCAAGUAGCAGUAGUAAUUCUGGUGGGAGAGACCAGUACAGAGACUCAGCCUAUUUUUCAGACUAUGAUGUAGAGAACGACAAGAGCCCAUGUGAAGGGGAGAGAAGCUUUUUUGACAACCGAUUAGAAAAUGAUUUCUUUGAUAGCAAACCUGCGAAUGAUGACACAGCCAGAAAAGCAGGGGGAAAUAACGGCCCUCCGGUGAGUCAGAGAGAAAAUAGAUUUCAUUUUGCAAGGGUGAUGGAAAAUGCAGAAAGUGCUGUUUUAAGGGGCAACCAGUGUCUUGAGAGGAGGAACAUGGAUCCAUCUUCAAUGCCUUUAUCAGCUCCGAUAAUCACUGUUUUGGCCCCGUUUCCUCCAGAGAUGGGGGGUUGUUUGACCAAAGAGUCCACUCAAGAGGACGGCCUUGUGCUGGAAUCGGAACAGUCUGGAGAGGAGCCAGCAUCUGAAUGUAGCUUCAGCACAGCCUCCGAAGAAUCAACCACGACACAGAGAGCUGACACCAUGGAGGACCCGGCUAACAGCGUCUCCGUGGGCUUUUUUUCUGCAGACCUCUUGGGUUCAACUUCCACUGUCAUAGAGUUCAGUGAGGAGCUUGACGAAGAUGAUCAUCCAGAGUGCUUGAUGGAUGGGAAGGAUGAAGAGAAGAACGGAGAAUUGGAAGAAGAGGUAGUGAAAGGCUCACCUUUGGGUGUUAAACGAGAUAGUUCUCUGGACAACAUUCUGCCUGCCUUACCAGAGGACUUGGACCUUCCGGCACCCUUGGGAAAACUUGAGGAAGCAGACCAGGAAGACACUGAUGACAGUGAUGAGUCUGAUGAGGAGCUGCGCAGCUACAACGUGCAAGAACAGAGUGAGGAGAGUGAAGAGGAGUUCACCACUGUGCCUGUUGUGGUGAGCGAGCGAAGUAGUGCCAGGCAUCUUCGGAGUCUCCUCAAAAUGCCUUCCCUGCUCACGCAGUCCUUCUGUGACGAGCUGGACCAGAAGAAGAAAGCAGUCUCCUUCUUCGACGAUGUCACCGUUUUCCUUUUUGACCAGGACAGUCCUACAGGUGAACUGGCAGACGAUCAAGGGAUAGAACCAAACGAGCCGCCUGCAGAUGGCGAGGACGCUCAACAGCAGGAGAACAUCUGUGCCUCUGAUAACACUUCGAAUGGGAAUGAAUCCGACUGUGAAAAAAGUGAAGUCUUCGAGUGGGGAAAUGAUUCUACUUUCGACAAAAUUGGUACACCCCAAAACUCUCCAGUCAAGUCCCCGGAUGAAAAGCCAGCACUCCAGUUUUCACGUUUCAGUGUUUCCCGCUUCUCAAUCACACAGGUGUCUGACACGGACAUAGAAACCAUGGGAGAUGAAGACCAGGCAUGAGGACACUUCCACAAGCCCCAUCCGACUGUUUGAGGGCGCCUCAUUCUUAGGCUGUAAUAAAACUCAAGACUUACCUGGUGUCCUGAGCCAUCGUAUAGUAGUGACAUGGUCUGUUAAGGACCACAUGUAACAGAAAUAAAAUGGAAAUUUAAUGAAUGCAUUAGAAAAUAUUUUAAAAUAACUUAUUACGACACUCAUAUAUAGGAACAAAUCAUUUAAUUACCAUAGCGACUGCAUCCCUCAUUGGCUUAAAGUACUUCAGCUUAUCACACAUUGGUCAGACCUCUGUUCUAUUGGUCAGAGGUCGAUUCUAAGCUCUUGAGUAUUAAAAGGUAUACACUAGGAUGCUAGUAUUAUUGCCCAAACCAAAUAACAUUCACCUUUUGUCAACUACUGUGGGUUUAGAAUUCUGUCCCACUGGGGCAAAACACUAUCACACCACUGCUGAGAUCUCAGCUGUACUAUUGGUCAGCCGUGCACCUACACAGACAUGAUUUCUGAGGGAAGACAAGCUCUCAUUUCUCAUUGCUGCUACAAUUGCGGCCUCUGCUGGCUGGUCGAUGACACCUGCACAGAGACGGUGAAUAAUGGAGAUCAGUGCCUGGCUCUCCUUAUGCUAUACUGAUCCCUGUGUGAACACAACUCAUGCAAGUGAAAAGAAGCGAUUGGCUGCUGCUUGUGUCAAAAGGGGUGUGCGUUAAGCACAGGCUUACUCGGUCAUGGUAGGGGUCUGCAGCGGUACAGGAGAUACAUCUGGGUAAUUGGAAACGACUAGAUUGGGACAGCGCUCCAGAUGUUGGAUCUCAGCGGUGCCACCAACUUGGUCUCUUUUCACUGAAUGGAAUAAAACUGGAUGUCCAACAACCUCAUGGUCAGCAUACAUAGCCUAUAAUAUUGUCAUUAUUAGGGUUUAUUUGACCCCAUUGGGAAACGCCUUUGCAAUUAUGUGCAUUUAAACCCAAUUUCCACCAGUUUUUAUGACAGCUAGCACCUGGGUGGUAAAAGCUAGCACGUGUCCUAAGAGACGCUUCAAACCAGCAUUCAACUGACUGAAAAAUGCACUGGAUAAAGCAUGUCUGAACAUAUCAAUAAACCCACAGGUGGACGCUAACUGUGCGCGAGCUCAAUCUUUUUGAUUGAGGUUGCCACAGCUGUCUGUUACGCUAGCCUACCGCAGGUGCUAUCAGCCGGCCAAGCGCCUACACAGACAAAGAAAAAUGUAAGGCUGGAGUGAUAUACUUUAUACCUUUAAAACAGGGCAAGCUAUGCUCUUUUGGACUCCAAAAAAAAGAAAACAGCAACAACAAUGUAGCUUAUUGUUUAAAGACUUUUUGGGUGCUUGGAUGAUGCAGCAGUCUAAGACCAGGGUUCAAAUCCCAUUGUUUGUGGUUGUGUCUGAGGGAGGUUAUAACACCCCCUACUGUGUGGUCGAGGCACUGGCAGAGGAAUACGUGGGAGUAUAGCAUGUUCCUUGGUUGAAGUCUGCUGGUGCCGAGUCAGUCGGCUUGACAGGUGUCAGAGGGAAUUGGACAUGUCUAAAGGACACAUCUUAUCAGCACAUUUACUACAUUAUUGUGAAAAUAAGCUAUUUUUGGGGGAUUACUAGGGAAAGAUCCCACACUGGCAACCCUACAUGGCUAAUAUGCUUCACACCAGCCUUGUCUCCACAGCUAACCAGUUUCGUUCAGUAGAUUUAGCCCCACUUUUAAAUACAAUUCUAGUGAAUUGGUCUUGAUAGCCACACCAAGACACGUCGACUCCGUCCUGUCACAGUCAAAGGCAGCUUUCUCAAAUCUUCACUUCAAGGUAGAUUUAAACAAAGCAUAUUACGGUAGCAAGUAAUAUUUACCAGUUCGAUAAAUUGCUGUGUUACACAACUCGACAUCUUGUUUUCACACGUGGUCCAUGUUAAAUCAUGUUUCUAAGUCAAUGUUCUGACAUACUGAGACAUGCUGUGUAGAAAUGUAUGUAUGGUCUUGAUACAUCAUCGCACCACUGGUUCCCAGUCCAAAUCCACUGCUGUGCCAAUGUUCCCCAAUACGCAUCUGUACCUCUGUUUAUUUUUGACUCUUUAUUUGUGAAGUUGUACUAUUUUUACAAUGGAAAACCAUAUCAGUGCUUUACAGAGAACAGCUGAUGCUCUUUUGAUGUGCCAAAUUGAUAUCUGUUGAUCAAGAGCCCAUAAAUCAUCCUGUUAUGAUGUGCUAGUCUGGCUUUUUUCCCCCCUGCACUUGUAGUCACAUGACGCCUGUUCCAUAUCACCCAAUCCAUGCCAUCUGUAGUAUUCUGGAAAAUAAACCAAAUUCAUAGUUAA